AAAGAAAUUAAAAAAAAAGGUUGGGUAAAGAGCGUGCUUAAGCUCAAGUGCAAAGCCAAAACCCAAAAAAUGAAUAAGGAAAAAUACUUGAUCGGCCGGCCAGCAACUUUAACUUCCGAUCAAAAUCCCAAAACCCAACCCCCAAUCAGGGUUUUUCACUUUCUCUAGAUUUUCCCUCACUUUCUCAUCUAUCAAGCAAACCCCACUCUUUCCCACCAAGCUAAAAGAACAAAAGCAAAAAACCACAUAAAAAUAGAAAGAUUUUUCUCAAAUGGAUUUCAACGAACUAGAAGCGAUCGAAGGCCUUCGAUGGUCGUGGCAUUCAUGGCCCACAACAAAGGCUGAUGCCGCCUCAUUAACGAUCCCACUGGCCGUCAUGUGUACUCCGUUAACGGAAUUCUCGGAGCUCCCAAUCCUCCCUUACGACCCUCUCACUUGUUCUAAGUGCGGCGCCGUUUUAAACCCAUACGCGCGCGUCGAUUACACCUAUCGUAUCUGGUAUUGCCCUUUCUGUUUCUUCAAAAACCCUUUCCCCCGAACUUACUCUUCUUCCCUCGGCGAAUCCAACCUUCCCGCUGAACUCUUCCCUAAUUACAGCUCCGUUGAAUAUGCAAAGACCGUUAAUGCCGUUAGUAAUCCUAUUGGGCCAUCGCUAUCGUCGUCUUCAUUAUCGUCGAUGACAUCGGUAGCAGGAGAGACGGGGAUUAGAGGGGCGGCGUUUGUGUUCGUGGUUGAUGGGUGUUUGGAGGAAGAGGAGAUGAGAGUGGUUAAGAGUGAGUUGUUGCGCGUGGUGGAACAGUUGCCGGAGAGCUCGUUGGUUGGGUUGAUCACAUUUGAUGCAAUGGUGAAUGUGUAUGACCUUGGAUUUUCGGAGUUUUCAAAGGUUGUCGUGUUUCAUGGUGAUCGGGAUCUUUCUUCGGAGCAGAUACAAAAAUUUCUUGGAAUUGGUGGUACAAAGCUACAGAAACUUGGAAAGAGUCAUGCUAUCCAAAAGCAGAGUUUUCUGCUACCCAUAUCUGAAUGUGAGUUCAAUAUAACAUCUGCAAUAGAGGAGCUCCAUUCUUCUGCGCAGGUGACACCAGGCCAUCGACCUCAAAGGUCAACUGGAGUGGCAAUAUCAACUGCACUUGGACUUCUGGAAGGAUGCUUGGUUAACACAGGGUCCAGGAUCAUGGUCUUCACAUCUGGACCUGCUACUCUGGGCCCUGGGAUUGUUGUAGACUCAGAUCUUGGUAAUGCUAUUAGAAAUCAUAGGGAUCUAAUAAAUGGUCAAGCUCCUCACUAUCGAAAAUCUUGCAACUUUUAUAAGAGAUUAUCACAGAGACUAUGCGAUUCAUCUGUUGUUCUUGACUUGUUUGCUUGUUCACUGGAUCAAGUUGGAUUAGCAGAGCUAAAAGUACCUGUUGAGAGUUCAGGUGGAUUCAUGAUUCUAGGGGAGUCUUUUGAGUUGGACCGAUUCAGAAAAUGCAUGCGCCAUAUAUUUAGUCGUGAUGAAGGGGGGAAUUUGAAGAUGUAUUUUGAUGCAACCAUUGAGAUAGUGUCCACUAAAGAUGUAAAAAUCUGUGGAGCCCUUGGACCUUGCAUUUCUCUCCAGAAAAAGAAUAAUUUGGUGAGUGAAAAUGAAAUUGGUGAAGGUGGUACAUGUAUGUGGAAGUUGGGUACACUUACUAAUAAAACGUGUAUUGCUUUCUUCUUCCAAGUAAAUGAUGAGCAUAAACCUCAACCUGGAGCUGCAUUUAUGAUACAAUUCAUAACACGUUAUAGACAUGGGAACAUGGGAAUUCGGAAAAGGGUGACAACCGCUGCUAGAAGAUGGGUUGCAAAGCAGUCUCCAGAAAUUCCUGCUGGGUUUGAUCAAGAAGCAGCAGCUUCAGUUAUGGGCAGACUUGCCAUCCACCGAGCAGAGACAUGUCAUGCCAGAGAUGUUAUCAGAUGGCUGGAUGAUACGCUAAUCCGUUUUGCUUCCAAGUUUGGAGACUAUGUACAGGAAGAUCCUUCAUCUUUUCAUCUUUCAUCUAACUUCUCUCUUUUCCCCCAAUUCAUGUACUAUUUAAGAAGGUCCCAAUUUCUUGAUGUCUUUAACAGUACCCCUGAUGAGACUGCAUUCUUCCGGCUGAUGUUGAAUCGUGAAGGAGUUAUGGAUUCUAUUGUCAUGAUACAACCGUCACUUCUGCAGUAUUCUUUUGAUGGUCCUCCAGUUCCAGUCCUCUUAGAUAUUCGCUCUAUAUCCCCAGAUGUUAUUUUACUCUUUGACUCUUACUUUUAUGUGGUUAUUCAUUAUGGAUCCAAGAUUGCUCAAUGGAGAAAGCUUGGCUAUGAUAAAGACCCAAACCAUGAGAAUCUGAGAAAGUUGUUGGAGGCCCCCGAGCUUGAUGCAGAGCAACUGGUGGCAGAACGAGUUCCACCUCCGAAGCUUGUUAAAUGUGACCAGCAUAGCAGUCAGGCAAGGUUUCUUCUUGCCAAGUUAAAUCCAUCUGUUACUCAGGAUUCGACUUACACGGAUGGUUCAGAUAUCAUAUUUACAGAUGAUUUGAGCUUACAAGUUUUCAUAGAUCACUUACAGACCCUUGCGGUGCAGGGCUAAGUGAAGUUUUAUGUACAUCUCUUCUUAAUGUCAUACGAUAUCAUAGAAAAUAGACUCACAUCCUUACAUUAUUGUAUAUUAUCAUAGAAAAUAGACAAUCAUCAAUCUUUCUCUCUCUCUCUCUCUCUCUCUCUCUCUCUUUUUUGUUUGUCAUUUCGGCUUUGGCUCAUCUCUUUUUUGUUUUUUGGUUUCUUAGUUUCUUUGGAUUCCUGUAUUUUGUAAGCUGCUAUUGAAACUUUUGAAUUAACGAGGAACAAAGUGAUUUCAUUAAAUCUUGUGCACGC
This is a messenger RNA of Durio zibethinus, 2868 nucleotides long. Its product is annotated as protein transport protein SEC23 G. Gene Ontology annotation, molecular function: GTPase activator activity; zinc ion binding. Gene Ontology annotation, biological process: intracellular protein transport; COPII-coated vesicle budding; COPII-coated vesicle cargo loading. Gene Ontology annotation, cellular component: endoplasmic reticulum exit site; COPII vesicle coat. Lineage: Eukaryota; Viridiplantae; Streptophyta; Magnoliopsida; Malvales; Malvaceae. The record is from RefSeq and is a predicted model, not a curated record.